AUGGAGAAGGGCUGCGCCGGGGCCGCGAGCACCAAGGAUGAGCUUCGGCAGCCCCGUCCUCGUCAGCGCCAGCCGCCUCGCCGACAAAAUCCCAUCGUGAAACACACGAAGGGUCGAAACACCUCUUCCCUCAAUGAUCCUGUGCUUGACGAAGCACCACAAGCAGCAGCUUCAGCCACCUCGCAGUUGCCCGAAGCAGGUAGAGUUUCAGAAGGAUCCUCUCAUGUGCAGAGCGUUGUCAGUUGCGGAGGCAUAACAAGUGGUGGUAUUUCAAACAACGGUGGUUACCGUUUGGCCCCUCCACAUGUAUUGGUGCAACAAGAACACACUGCGUUACUAGCGGAGCGGGACAACUGCGACGAGGCGGCAUCGUGCUUACCCGCGAAAAGCUCCUCUGAGUGCGACGCAUAUUCGUUGCCUGGCCACAGUCACACUGCUGCGGGCGGAGUGCCCGCGGAGGACGGUGUCCACAGGACUGCCUUGAGUAAAGAGGAACGAGAAAGGGUACCGGAGCUUCGUAUCUAUAGGAAUAGCGAGUCUAGUGACGCGAAUGAAUUGCUGCCCAUUGCUGUGGCAAGUCCCAUGGAUAGGUGUUCCGAGGCCGAGGUGUUGUCCACAUCGCUAAAUGCGGAGCAGCAGAGGCAGCAGCCGCCGAAUGAAAACGAAGAAGACAAAGAAAAUGAGGAACAUUCUCACAUUCAGAGGACCGGAACACCUUCCGUUGCGGGCUUACCGGGAAUGUCGGUGAGACCAGGGAACUCUGCAACGAGCCCGCCGUUCCCUGACCGUGCGCUGAUGAAAUCGCACUCGAGUUCACUACGGAUGAGUGUGCCCACAAGUACGGAAAAAGAGGAAAGAGAGGAGGGGGAUGUCUUUUCUUUAUGGGGCAUCCAUCAGCAGCAGCAGCAGCAGCAGCAGUGCGACACGCAAAUCGACAACAGCAGGUAUGGAUGCCAGAGUAGCUCAAUCUCCUCGCAACCUGAGUCUUCGACGUAUCGGCGCCAGCGCAGUUACAACUUCACACCAGAGGUGAGUCUUUCACUUUGCCGACUUGUGGAUGAAAACGUCGUGGCAUCCCUCUCCCAAACAGUGGAACGGAUGAUGCCACAGCGGCAGAGGCAAUUAGUCUGCGUCGCCAAAUAUCUUACAGAGGCUAUUGCGCACGAGGCACGGAGUAAAGGCGUAAACUACGGCAGUUUACGUUACUAUGUGUUUGGAAGUGUUGCGAUGUGCACUGUAUUGCCGGAUGGCGAUAACGACGUGACGAUUGAUGUGGAAGGAAUUCUAAAUCCUAGCAAAAUUCUUGAGCGAGGAGAGACCUUUGUGGAUCCUCAAUCUCGUGCAGUGAGGAGCGAAAGCAGCAGCAGCAGCCACAACAAUAACAACAAUCACAACCACAACGAAAACGAUAACAGCGACAGCAACAAUAAUACUACUACUAACAAUAACAACGAUAUGUCGUUAUCUCAGGCUGCUGUCAUUGCAGGCGGUGAACUCCUCUCAGCUGUGGCGGAAUACUUGCGGCAACGCAGUACUCCGCUCUACGUUGACGCCCUGGUACUUGCUGAGGUCCGUGUCCUGAAGCUCGUUAUGGAAGGCAGCUGCUUUGACAUUACAGUGGGUCAGCUGGGUGGUGUAGAGUGUGUUCGCUUUUUGCAUGAGAUGGAUGUGAUAAUAGGAAGCCAACACCUACUACAACGAACCCUACUCUUGCUCAAGGCGUGGUGCUGCUAUGAAGCGCACAUCCUCACUGGACAGGGUGGAUACCUUUCUUCCUACGCAGCCACCAUCAUGCUCAUUGCCAUGAUGAAUACCGUGGAGUUCCUCGAGGACGUGGAUGCGGCGGCGGAAAAGGAAGACGAAGACGAAAGUAAACCGAGAAGUGGGCAACAAGAACCCUUCAAAAACGUUUCACCACUUCAACUCUUUUCACGUUUCCUUAAAUUCUUUAGUUACUUUGAUUUUGAGCGCUACUGUGUCACAGUAUUUGGCCCGCUUCCACACGCUUUCCUGAAGGGCACAUCGCUUGACCUCACUCGGCUAGAGUUUUCAGAGGGAAGCGGCGACAAUCGUGGGGAGCCGCCCAAUUCGCCGAAGCCUGAGACGAAGGAGAGCGCGUUCGAGGAGGUUAUUGAUGUGAACGUCCUGGGCCUUACUGCAGAGGGGGCGAGGGUCUUUGGACACUGCCUUCGUCGCCGUGCCAAGCCACUUAUAACAGUAAAUGGGGUGCGACACAUUUUAUACGAUGAACACAUACGUCGUCAGCAUGUUAGAACGAAGUCGCGUGGAUUACAACAUGAAAUGGGAGGGAUGGAGUCGGCCUCCGGCACUCCGGGGAACGGCAUUGGGGAUGUAGAGCAGCUGCCACUUAACUCCAGUGGCGAAGUGCCGGGAGACGCCAAUUUUCCCUGCUCCAACUUGGACACCAGUCACUUCCCCCUUCGUACGAUGAAUGUGAUGGAUCCGCUGCGAUGGAGUGCCAGCCUUUGCCGUGGAGUGAGUCGUAAUCACUUGCAGCGUAUCCGCCGCGCCUUUCGGGAGGGUCUGGCCCUAUUUGAAAGGGGUUCCACUAUCAUUGGUGACGCAUCUUUCUCUUCCUGUGCAGAGCAUAGUGAGGGCAGCGAUGCUAGCUGGGAGAGAUCCUCAAGAACGGGUGAACACUCAGCAAUUGUCUUGGAUCCUGUGAAACUGGUGGUGGAGCAAAGGAACCGUCUCGAGUCAAUUAAUGGUGUUUUAAAGGAUCUUUUUGGGCAUACGUUGGCAAUACUGCGGAGGCAUAUUUCAGACUCCUCAUCGUUAAUGCACCCACAACAGGUACAAUGCAGGCGUUGCCCUCGUCCAUCCUUUUUUUGCGCUUCACAUUUAAAACAGAUGUGUGAGCCGCAAUGCGUCUUUGAUCUUCAUGACACCGUGCAGAAUUGCAGGAACGAGCACGAUGCGGUUGGUUCCAGAGCACGGGGAACAAUUGAGGACGCAAAAGUAUCUCCAUUUCCUCCAAAUGUUUUAGGCGAACGAAACAACAGCCACUAUCACCACCAGCAGCGGCAGAAUCAACAACAACAAUUGCAAAUGUUAUCGAGUUCCGGAUCUAUGCUGUUAGGAACAGGACCAAUGCUGUCUACUCUUCCCCCCAAUCCAAAUGUUUCGCUACGGUUUGUGCCUUCCGUAUGUGGAAUGGCUUGGCAAUGUUCGGACAAGCAGCUCAAUAGGGAUUCCUGUAUGAACCAGAUGGCAAUAGCCCAGCAUCUCGCUCGUGGGGCACCACUGCUUCGACCUCGUACCAAAGUCACUUCUCUACUGGGGGGUCAACGCGUGCCCCAAGUAGGUGGCGUGUCGAAUAGCAAUUUAUGCCCCGCUGAUUCUGCUGCUUUCCAGUGUUACCCGGGGUUCCCAACAGCAGGAACUCUGGGACCAAGCUUUAGGACACCUAUCGAGCACAACGCGUUGGAUGGAGCUCCAACGGGUUUUGUGCCGUUGCCACUCCCUCCUCCGCCACCGCCUCCAUCUGUUUUAGUUUCAUCACCGUCUUUAAGUGACACUCGCUACCAGACGGCGACACUUUCUCAGAAGCCCCAAGGCGCUUCUAGUCGAUGCGUGGCAUCUCAUUCGUACUUGGACGUUUUCGGCGGUGGGAUAUACCCUUUCCAUCCGCCACCUGUGGACGCCUCAAAUUUGGUUGACGCAAAAAACAAAAAUGGACGCCUCUUUUGA
This is a messenger RNA of Trypanosoma conorhini, 3711 nucleotides long. Its product is annotated as DNA primase small subunit. The transcript has a single exon. Lineage: Eukaryota; Euglenozoa; Kinetoplastea; Trypanosomatida; Trypanosomatidae. Bases 1 to 3711 code for a protein of 1236 amino acids. The record is from RefSeq and is a predicted model, not a curated record.